Messenger RNA from Hordeum vulgare subsp. vulgare (domesticated barley), 2393 nucleotides. RefSeq lists its product as uncharacterized. Gene Ontology annotation, molecular function: polysaccharide binding. The transcript has a single exon. The record is from RefSeq and is a predicted model, not a curated record. NCBI's taxonomy places the organism in Eukaryota, Viridiplantae, Streptophyta, Magnoliopsida, Poales, Poaceae. Bases 1257 to 2162 code for a protein of 301 amino acids.
UGCUCAUGUUUUGUAAAAUCAAGGAUUUUAAAAAAUGUUUAUAAUAUUUUAAACAUCCAUGAAUUCAAGGAUGUUCAUGUCCUAAGAACACUAUAAAAUGAAAAGCCACAAACACAAAUAAAAAUGAAAACAAAAGAUGAUACAGAACCCGAUCAUAAUCAUUAGAAAAAUCAGUGACCUGAAAAUACCACCAAGAACCAUAACACUCCUCCCAUGCGAUCAAGGGACAAUCUGUUGGGACGAGUUGUGAAUACAAACUUCUCGCUAUGGUAUAGUCCGUCUUCUAAUGCCUUUGCAUAUCUUUUUGUUUUUUAGGCUGUGAAAAGGAGUUUAUUUCAAAAUUAUAGGCUUACAAUCAUGAGACAAACUGCACCUAGAUGUGCUAUCCUGUUUUGCUCUCUAUCAAUUUUACAAGGAACAAACUUUCUAACAACCAUGUGAGCUUUAGUUCCACCAUCUAAAUAAAAUAUAUGAACUACAAGUUCAAACUUGAAUUUUCCCUUCUAAAGAAAAACAUUUACGUAAUUUCUUAAAGAGAGUGGAUUUUCAGCUUCCGCAUGCCUAGGCACCCUCUAUAAACAGUAAAAUCAAAAGAAAUAGAUUUUUUUUUAAACUUUGCAGUAUAAAAAAUGAUCAAAAUUUUUAGAUGUUUGCAUGUUUCAUGCCAAAAAACUUUUAGCACUGAAAUCUAAGACUCGUUUAUACACCUUUCUUUACAUGAUAUUUUGGUAUGAAAACUUGCAAAGACCUACAAAAUUUGGUCAUCUUUGAUGUUACAAAGUUUCAGAUUUUUUGAUUUUAUUUGAUUUUACCGUUCGUAGAGGGUGCCUAAACAUCCGGGAGGUAUCACACCUUUUCUUUCUUAAAAGACGCAACCUAGUGGCAAGGAUGAUAGAGAACCUUCUUUUCUACUCUAUCCGUCACACGGAAGGAGUACUCGUUCCGUCCGUAAUUACUUGUUUUCAUAAAUGAUAAAAAAAAACAUGUAUCUAGCACUAAAAUACAUCUAGCUACAUCCAUUCUGGUGACAAGUAUUUGCGAACGAAGGGAGUGUGUUAUACAGUAACCAGUAACCUGCCAAGUGUGGAACUUGUACCUAGAUUAGAAUCUAGCUAGAUCAAAGACAAGAGCAGAAAGAUGCCGGAGAACCGAAACGAUCAGGCUAAGCAUCUAGGUUUAGUCAUGUGAUCAUGUCACGGGGCCAUGGAGGUCGUGGUCAUGGCUUACCUCGUCAAAGAGGAACCCUGAAAUCUUAAAUGCCAUUGCGUCCCAGUUCAAGGGUUUCACUUGAGAAAUAUGUGGACGAUGAUCGUUUGCCUGCCACACACUCUGCCCUCCGUCCCCAUAUAUCGUUCGUGCUCAGACCACCAUAUCCUCUCAUACCUGUAGCCAAUUCCCCUUUGAUGUUUCAUUGCAAUCUGUUCAAGUCUUCUGCUCAUAUGGCGCCGAGCUGCUGGUUCUUCUGUGCCCUUUGGCUACCACUGAUGCUCGCGGUCACCGCGGCCGAUGAACAAUCGGAAGCCUGCGCGGCCAAGAAGUGCGGCAACCUCACCAUCUCCUACCCAUUCUGGCUCGCCGACAAGGAGUGGUCGGCAAGAUCAUGUGGCUCCCUGGACUUCGAGGUCUCUUGCGUCAACGGCAGUUCAGUCCUACGGAGCUCCAUGCCCUCCAGCGACGGCUUCGCGAUCGUCGACAUCUCCUACGAGGAGCAAAGCUUGCACGUCGUCGACGGCGCCAAGCUGUACGCCUCCACCCGCUGCGGAGUGCCGAUCUGGAACACGUCUGCCAAGCUCAGCGUCCGGUUCAGGAUCGACCCCGGCAACCUGAACCUCGUCUUGUACAACUGCACGGAGAAGGGCGCGGCGGCGGCGGCGGCGGCGGCCGUGGCUCGUCGGGACAGGUACCUUGUGGAGACGGGAGUGAGGUGCGGGAACGAGAGCAGGGCGUUUGCCCGCGUGGGAGUGCGGUAUGACGCCACCGGGAACUACGCUGGCUACGCUUUGGAGGGCUGCGACGCCAUCGUCGUGCCGGUGCUGGGCUCGUCGUCGUCGGGCGAGACGAUCGCCGGCGACUACGAGCAGCUCAUCAGGGAUGGCUUCCUCUUGACGUGGGUGCGCCCCCCUACCUUUGCACGUAAGUUCGCCCGCAAAUCGUCUACUUGAACGAAGUUUAAAAUAUUAUGAACAUUUGUGCAAUCUAAACUGCGUAUCUCCCUGAAUAAAAUUAGUUCCCGGAAAAGAUCCGAAUAAAAUACGUUGAGCUCUAAUUUUGAACUUGAAGUCUCCUUUUAAAGAAAAAUAUUUUGGCAAUUUCUAAAAAAACGCAAACCCGAUAACCGGCUAUGACUCUUCUUUCCUAUGUUAUAGAGUAACCAGUAAUCUGCAAGUGUGAAG